Messenger RNA from Mercenaria mercenaria, 495 nucleotides. RefSeq lists its product as uncharacterized. Gene Ontology annotation, biological process: DNA integration; DNA recombination. Gene Ontology annotation, molecular function: DNA binding. The transcript has a single exon. The record is from RefSeq and is a predicted model, not a curated record. Bases 1 to 495 code for a protein of 164 amino acids. Lineage: Eukaryota; Metazoa; Mollusca; Bivalvia; Venerida; Veneridae.
AUGUUCCUGUUUGCAUUCAAUGCUUUUGCCCAAUGCAGCGAGAUUACUCUAUCAAAACCAGGCACGAAGUCUUUUAUCUUAAAGUUAGCUGAUGUAGAGUUAACCUAUAAAGAGAAGAAGCCAACAACAGUCACAGUUACGUUUAGAUAUGUCAAACACAAUUAUGGUAAACCUCAUGUACUUUCAUUCUCACACGGGCAUACGAAUAUUUCACCACCUGUCGCAAUGCAUGAUUACCUUACUCUACGAGGUAGACAUGACGGUCUUUUGUUUGCUUUGACAUCAGGCCUACCAGUCCCACGCAAAAUGUUUGAAAAGAAACUUGCGUCCACAUUAAAUUUCUGUGAACUUGACGGAAAGAAAUACAAAUCACACAGCUUUAGUAUAGGAAAAGCUACUGACUGUGCUCAAAGAGGCUAUUCUGAUGCAAAUAUUAGGUCUUUGGGUCGUUGGAACAGCAAUGCCUUCCAAAAAUGUAUACGAAACUCUGAAUAG